Messenger RNA from Coregonus clupeaformis (lake whitefish), 1098 nucleotides. RefSeq names its product lysine-specific histone demethylase 1B-like. The record is from RefSeq and is a predicted model, not a curated record. Lineage: Eukaryota; Metazoa; Chordata; Actinopteri; Salmoniformes; Salmonidae. The transcript has 5 exons. Gene Ontology annotation, molecular function: oxidoreductase activity. The coding region runs from base 167 to 901 and encodes 244 amino acids.
CCACUUUUCCCGUUCUGACACACUGGGAAGUGGGUUUUUGGUGACAACUUCGCCUUUAUUUCCUCGACAGAAUAACGACAACAAAGACAGAUUGAUAACAAGUCAUUCUUACAAUCGUCUCAAACAAAGGAAUAAACCCUGAAUCGGAGAGAGAGCACAGUCAGCAAUGCUGACAGAUGCAGGUGGUGUUGCUGGAGGCGAGGGAGUGGAUUUGAGGGCGUGUGGCACGAUACAUCGCUGGGCGUGUGUCACUGUGGGUCGGGAGGCUCGGAUUGUGAACGGCUGUGUGAACAACCCCAUUGCACUGAUGAGCGAGCAGCUGAGCAUUAAGAUGCACAAGCUUGGGGAGAGGUGUGACCUGUUCCAGGAGGGAGGCAGGGCCACAGACCCAGCCAUCGACAACUGCAUGGACUUCAACGCCAUCCUGGAUAUGGUGUCAGAGUGGAGGAAGGACAAGUCUCAGAACCAGGACACCCCUCUGGGAGGUGCUACACAUUCUGUAUAUGAGAUGUCGGCUCGAUCCUUGGACCACAAUGAGUUCUUUGCCCAGUUCUCAGGAGACCACACACUGAUGGCAGAGGGCUACUCCUCUGUGCUUAACAAACUUGCUGAGGGCCUCGACAUCCGCAUUAAGAGCCCGGUGAGCCACUUAAGGACUAUGGCUAUGUCCCAAUUAUCUCUCCUUCCUCCCAACGUGUGCACUUGUUCAAUUCCCUUCACUGAUUUGAAAGGAAAUUACAGGUAUGAGAAAUAUGGUGGUGGUAACUAUCGACUACUCAAGAGAUGUCGUCAAAGUUACCUCAUCCGAUGGGACUCAGUGGACAGCACAGAAUGUUCUGGUGAUAGUCCCACUGACUUUACUUCAGAAGAAUAUAAUUACAUUCAACCCUCCACUUCCUGAGAGAAAGUUGAAAGCCAUUCACAGUCUUGAAGCAGGUGUCAUUGAAAAGGGAAGGGUUUAGAGCUGCAAUAUCUUUUGGGUGAUUUAAAAGAAACUGGUUUAUCCUGUCACCAAAAACGGUGUCUUGACAAAUCAAAUCAAAUCAAACACGUGUAUCCUUGACUAGUCUGUCAAAGCACUUCAUGAUGACAGAGGUG